UCUCUACUUAGGUCCAAUAUUUGUUUCCCUCAUCUAAUCUAAUUAUAAUUUCUAAAUAAAUCCCUAAUAUAAUUGGUAAUUAUACAUCACAAUUCGUUUUUCCCUAAAAGAAGUUCAUCAAUUAGAGCACUCCCAGCAGAUCACCUAAAUGCAUCACAAACUCUAAAUUUAGGCUAAAACAAUUGAAAAUGAGAUAAAAAAUGCAUCCAGCAGAUCUCCUAAAUUGGAUGGGGCCCACAAAAAAAAUUUACACCUACCUAAAUUCAAUCUUAAAUUUACACUCACCCUAAAUUUAUUUUAAGCUUAUAAUUAGUAGGGCCCACACAUAAUUAUUAUUUUUAUGUAAAAAAUAGAAGAUCUGGUGUAUGCAUUUAUAAAAUCGAGAUCCUAAAAUUAAAUAGGGAAGCUUUAAGGAGGAAUAUAGGAGCAUAAUUUUGAGAUUUCUGCUGGGAGUGCUCUUAAACCAACGAUCAAGGAGAUUCCAAAAUCUUAUCGCAUUAGAAUUCUAUUUAAUUUAUUACAUAUUUUAUUUUAAGGUUAUUUUACAGUAUUAUAUAUUUAUAAGAAUAUAUUAUUCAUUAGAUAGUACACUAAAUCUAUGUGAUAUAUAUCUAUAGCUAUUGAUAAGGCUAUAAAUAAAUAUAUUCAUCCAAUAAAUUAUGUAAUGAAAGUAAUAAAUUAAUAGAUUUUCUAAAAUAAUAGAUUAUUAAAUAAAAUAACAUUAAUUACACGUACAACGUACGUUCUUUCUGCUAGUUACUCAAAAUGACUCGAAUAUUCAAAUUGCAACAAUUGCUCUAUUUUCAGGGGGCAAUUGCGUAGAGCUUGGUUUUAGAUUGCGAAGUGUGAAUUACCCUUUAUUAUAUCUUAUUCAAAGAUCACAAAAAGGGGGAUUUAAAGUCUCCCAAAUCUAUUAUAAAAAUAGAGAAUAUCUUCUACUUUUGCAUGUUAUUCUACCACUUCAAAUAAACAAACAGGUUUUGUUGUUUAUUCAACUGACGUAGCCCUCUGAUCACGGCCAAAACUUAUAAUGCUAUUUUAAUAUGAAUUUUAGGGUCAUUUUUUAAGAUUUGAGUUAGACUCAAUAUCCCAAAUCGAACAGAAAGUAGCUUUCCAUAUAAAUAGUCUUAGUUGCUUUUGCCUCCAAAAAUCACUCUUUAUAGUUCCACAAUUAUUUUCUUCGUCUUUUCCUCAUUCACACUCCAAUUAAUUAUUUUCUCCGUCUUCGUCGCUCCAAUGGGAAAAUAUUAUUUUAGCUUUGAAUAAAAGGAAACUCUGCAUUUCCUACUUCAUCAUUAAUCCUUCCCAUUUGCCCAUCAUAUCCACACACACUCUAUAUAUACAUGUAUAUGGAUUUCAUAGUUCAAUAUUCUAAAAAAUUACUACUGUCAAAAUCAAGCCAAAAAAUGCAAAAAUCUCCCCAUUUUCUCAUCCUUGCACUACUCUUACCAAUCCAUUAUUUGAUGGAUUAUAGCUCAGCCAAAACCGAUAUCAACACCGAUUGUUCUUCCCUUCUCGCCUUAAAAUCCCAAAUCACAUUAGAUCCUCAAAAUAUAUUGACCCAAAAUUGGAGCACCGAAGCCAGUGUUUGCAGUUGGAUCGGAGUUACUUGUGAUUCACGUUACAAUAGGGUUACUCAGUUGAAUAUAUCGUCCAUGGGUCUUGUCGGAACCCUCCCACCUGAAAUUGGGAAUCUUUCUUCUCUCGUUUCUUUAGACGUGAACGAGAACUCCUUUCAUGGCCCCAUUCCCCCAUCUAUCUUCAACAUGUCAUUUCUAGAAGUUUUGGAACUAAGGAAUAAUAAUUUGUCUACCAGUUUACCUCUUGAUAUGUGCAAACGCAAUCUGCAUAGUCUCAAGAGGCUUCAUAUAUCUUACAACGAGAUGUAUGGGGAAAUACCAUCGAGUUUGGGGCAGUGUUCACAGCUUGAGUUUCUGUCUUUGUACAAUAACAAUUUCACUGGAUUUGUGCCGACAGAAAUUGGGAACUUGACGAAGCUUCAAACGUUGGACCUUGGUGAAAAUAAGUUGACUGGAGUUAUUCCACAAGAGAUACAUCAUCUUCAUAAUUUAAGAGUGUUGGACUUGAGUUUGAACAAGUUGUCAGACACUUUGCCACCAACCAUUUUCAACAUGUCUUCCUUGGCAUGGAUUGACUUAUCAAGUAACACACUUAGCGGGGCAUUGCCUUCAAAAAUUGGGAACAAGAAAGCAGUAAUAGAGUUUUUAUACCUUGAAAACAAUGCUUUAACCGGUACUAUUCCGAAAGAGAUUGGAAAUCUUCAUAAUUUGCAGAAAAUGUGGUUGCAUUCCAACAAACUUAGCGGAUCAAUCCCGAGAGAAGUGGGGAACAUGACAUCUCUAGGAGGCUUACAGCUCGGCAAUAAUAGUUUAAGUGGUACUAUUCCUAAAGAGAUUGGAAAUCUUCGUAAUUUACAGUACUUAAUUUUGUCUUCCAACAAAAUUAGUGGAUCAAUCCCGAGAGAAGUGGGGAACAUGACAGCUCUUGACCAGUUAUUGCUCGACAAUAAUACUUUAAGUGGAGUUAUUCCAGAAGAGAUACAUCGUCUUCAUAAUUUACGAGAGUUGAACUUGAGUUCGAACAAGUUAUCAGGCACCUUGCCACCAACCAUUUUCAACAUGUCGUCCUUGGCAUGUAUUGACUUAUCAAGUAACACACUUAGCGGGGCAUUGCCUUCAGAAAUUGGGAACAAGAAAGCAGUACUAGAGUCUUUAUACCUUGAAAACAAUGCUUUAACCGGUACUAUUCCGAAAGAGAUUGGAAAUCUUCAUAAUUUGCAGGAUUUGUGGUUGCAUUCCAACAAACUUAGCGGAUCAAUCCCGAGAGAAGUGGGGAACAUGACAUCUCUGGGAGGCUUACAGCUCGGGAAUAAUAGUUUAAGUGGUGCUAUUCCAAAAGAGAUUGGAAAUCUUCAUACUUUACUGUUCAUGUGGUUGGGUUCCAACGAACUUAGCGGAUCAAUCCCGAGAGAAGUGGGGAACAUGACAGCUUUGGGUAGCAUACACGUCCAGAAUAAUAGUUUAAGCGGUACUAUUCCGAGAGAAAUUGGGAACAUGGAAGCACUACAGAUAUUAUUCCUUGAAAACAAUGGUUUAACCGGAGUUAUUCCAGAAGAGAUACAUCGUCUUCAUAAUUUACGAGAGUUGAACUUGAGUUCGAACAAGUUAUCAGGCACCUUGCCACCAACCAUUUUCAACAUGUCGUCCUUGGCAUGUAUUGACUUAUCAAGUAACACACUUAGCGGGGCAUUGCCUUCAGAAAUUGGGAACAAGAAAGCAGUACUAGAGUCUUUAUACCUUGAAAACAAUGCUUUAACCGGUACUAUUCCGAAAGAGAUUGGAAAUCUUCAUAAUUUGCAGAAAAUGUGGUUGCAUUCCAACAAACUUAGCGGAUCAAUCCCGAGAGAAGUGGGGAACAUGACAUCUCUGGGAGGCUUACAGCUCGGCAAUAAUAGUUUAAGUGGUACUAUUCCUAAAGAGAUUGGAAAUCUUCGUAAUUUACGGUACUUAAAUUUGCCUUCCAACAAACUUAGUGGAUCAAUCCCGAGAGAAGUGGGGAACAUGACAGCUCUUGACCAGUUAUUGCUCGACAAUAAUACUUUAAGUGGUACUAUUCCGAGAGAAAUUGGGAACGUGGAAGCACUACAAUAUUUAUACCUUGGAAACAAUGGUUUAACCGGAGUUAUUCCACAAGAGAUACAUCAUCUUCAUAAUUUAAUAGCGUUGGGCUUGAGUUUGAACAAGUUGUCAGGCACUUUGCCACCAACUAUUUUCAACCUGUCUUCCUUGGCAUGGAUUGAUUUCUCAAGUAACACACUUAGCGGGGCAUUGCCUUCAGAAAUUGGGAACAUGAAAGCACUAUCUACUUUACAACUUCAGAACAAUGCUUUAAUUGGUACUAUUCCAUCCUCCAUCUGUAACUUGACAUCUCUUCAUGCUCUUCUUCUCUCAAAUAACAAUUUGGAAGGAACAAUUCCACAAUGCUUUGGAAAUUUGAGCAAAUCUUUGUUCAUUUUUCAUUUAAAUGUAAAUCAGUUUAGUGGUCUCAUUCCAACAUCAUUUAGCAAGGGAUGUGGCCUUGUGUCCAUCAAUUUGAAUGGUAAUAAAUUGCAAGGACCAUUACCUAAAUCCUUGAUCAAUUGCCAAAGACUACGAGACCUCGACGUCGGAAAUAAUAGAAUACAAGACGAAUUUCCCUUUUGGAUGGAAGUCCUUCCAGACCUUCAAGUGCUGGUCUUGAGGGCUAACAAGUUUUAUGGUAACAUGUCACUUCCUUCGCAAACCAAGAUUCCAUUUCAUAAUUUGCAAGUUUUAGAUAUAUCUCAGAAUAGAUUUGUGGGCUCUUUGCCUCAAGGAUAUUUCAAGAAUUUCAGAGCAAUGAUAGAGGUAAAUGAAACAUACUUGCCAAUUUACGACACCUUCUUUAAAGAUUAUGUGGAGAUGAGGCUCACCUUGAAAGGUCUGGAUCAAUUAUUACAGAGAUUGUUGUCAGCCUUUACAACAAUCGACUUAUCCUCCAAUAGAUUUUCUGGGAGUAUUCCACAUUCCAUAGGAAAUCUUAAGAUUCUCAAAUACUUGAAUCUGUCCCACAAUAACCUAAUAGGAAAUAUCCCUUCAUCUCUUGGAAAUUUGAGUGAACUUGAAUCUUUAGACUUGUCGGUGAACAAGUUGGAUGGAGAAAUUCCAAGUGAAUUGACAGGGUUGACAUUUCUUGCGAAAUUAAACCUUUCAAUGAAUAAUUUUGUGGGACAAAUACCACAGUCUAAGCAGUUUUCCACAUUUGAGAAUGAUUCAUACGUGGGAAACUUGAGACUGUGUGGAGUUCCGUUGACGAGAAAAUGCAACGACGAGAAUGGGCAUGGGAUGAAGCCACAAGAAGAUGAUGAUGAAGAAGAUGAGUUUGGAUUUAUAGAUGGAUUUGGAUGGAGAAGUGUGGUGAUGGGAUAUGGAAGUGGACUCAUAGUUGGAAUUGGAAUUGGUUACAUUAUCAUUAGAAAUGGAAGGCCAAGAUGGUUAGUGGAAUUCUUUUUUGGCAUUGGAUAUAAUAAUAAUAAGAAGAAGAAGAAGAGACGCAGCAGAGCUACACCAACACCAACACGCAGGAGAACUUAAUUGAAGGCUUUUGUUCGAAUUGUGUUUUCUUUUUCUUAUUUCCUUUGUAAUGGCUACGUUAGUGUGUUU
Salvia miltiorrhiza (redroot sage) is the source of this 5201-nucleotide messenger RNA. Its product is annotated as receptor-like protein 34. The record is from RefSeq and is a predicted model, not a curated record. The transcript is spliced from 14 exons. The coding region runs from base 1344 to 5132 and encodes 1262 amino acids. NCBI's taxonomy places the organism in Eukaryota, Viridiplantae, Streptophyta, Magnoliopsida, Lamiales, Lamiaceae. Gene Ontology annotation, molecular function: protein binding.